Molecule: messenger RNA, 1172 nt
Organism: Cajanus cajan (pigeon pea)
Lineage: Eukaryota; Viridiplantae; Streptophyta; Magnoliopsida; Fabales; Fabaceae
Source: RefSeq, a predicted model, not a curated record
CAACUGUCCUCUAUACCAUUUCUAGUAUAAGACACCCCUCUUUUGCAUGCAUGCCAUCCAACCCAUCAAGUAACCUUAGUGUGUGAGUGAAUUUGUGAGUGAGUGAGAGAGAGAUGGGAAAAUGGAGUACCCUGGUUGUGUUGCUUGUACUAGCCACUGUGCAUGCAAGUGCACGUGAGGUUCCUGGGGAUGGUGACCAUGGAGAACAAACGCUGGGUGUGCAUGCAAAUGCACCACAUAAAGAGUUGUCAUUAAGCAAAGGUGUGGGUGACAAAAAGAACUUUUUGUAUGGUGGGGCUGGUGGUUUUGCUGCGAUGGGUGGUUUUGCUGGUGUUGGGGGUAUAGGGAAGUUUGGUGGAGUCGGUGGUGGGAUUGGUGGAGGGAUUGGAAAGUUUGGGGGUAUUGGUGGUGGGGUUGGUGGAGGGAUUGGAAAGUUUGGGGGUAUUGGUGGUGGUGCUGGAGUUGGUGGUUUCCAUGGUAUUGGUGGUGGAGUUGGUGGUUUCCAUGGUAUUGGUGGUGGAGUUGGUGGAUUUCAUGGCAUUGGGGGUGGAGUUGGAGGUGGUGGCGGUGGUGGUGGCGGCUUAGGUGGUGCUGGUGGUGGUUUAGGUGGUGCUGGUGGUGGAGUUGGAGGUUUAGGUGGUGUUGGUGGUGUUGGAGGUUUGGGUGGAGGUGGGGGAGGUUUAGGUGGUGCUGGAGGCUUGGGUGGUGUUGGAGGUGUAGGUGGUGUGGGAGGUGUAGCUGGUUUGGGUGGUGGUGGUGGUGGUGGUGGUGGCGGUGGUGGUUUGGGUGGUGGUGGUGGUGGAUUAGGUGGAGCUGGGGGUGGUGUUGUGGGGGCUUUGGGUUGUGGUGCUGGUGUUGGUGUCAUUCACCCUUGUAAUGAUCCUUGAUAUCAUUGUGAUCUGGUUCUUUAUUGCAUGGAUGUUCUUGCGAAUCUAGGGCUGCCAAUAUUGUUUUAAGUUUGAUAAUCUUGGUAUUAUGUUUUGCAUGUAAUGUUAUUUUCAGCUUCUUGUCGUUAAUAUUUUCUGCAUAAUUUAGGUUGAGGUUUUUGGUUAAUAAAGGCUGCAUGCAUGGAUGAUUCAUGUCACUGGCGUUAUUGUUAAUUCCGUAUUCUUGUAGUUCUACCAUUUGAAGAUUCAAUGUUAUUAUUUGAAGUUGUGUUUCUUUCUUUCUAA